CCAAGAAAUGUGCAUGUUUUCACGGUAUUGCAAACAGUUCAAUCGAUGCUGUAGUACAGAUACUGGUGCGCUUAAAACUUUGUCAUUCGCCAUACGUCGUAAGGUACGCAUGCUUUUAUAGGGAGGGGCCAGAGCCAGGUGGAGAAUGGGUCAAGAUGGAGAACGCGCGUUCGGGGAGUACCUGUAGACUCGGCACCUGUAUAUCAACGCCAGCAAAGGAAUAUAUUUUUUUGCGGGUGCGCCGCUUGAAAAUCCGGAUAUAGACGACAUCUCAUAAUUUACCAUGUCGAUCGUUCUUCCGGUGUUAGACUCCAGCAUGGAUGAAAGGGGAGGAGGGUUCUGUAACUCUCCAUUUAUUGAUGAACAGCAGUCAUGGAACACAACAGACCCCGACUUCAGUCCCUGUUUCCAGAAGACAGUAAUCUUGUGGAUACCUUGUGCCUUCCUGGUACUGGUCACCCCCUUUCAUAUUUAUUUCCUCACAAAGAGCCAGGCACCAACAAUCCCCUCCUCAUGUCUCAGCAUACUCAAGACGGUGUUAGCUGUGUUGCUUGCUGUGGCUGCUAUCGCAGACAUAGGGAAGAGUGUGCAACAGUUUAUCUCAGAAGAACCAGUACCAACUGUUGAUUUCAUAUCACCCCUCAUCUUUUGUCUUACAAUGGUGCUGGCUACAUUCCUCAUCCAACACGAGAGGAAACAUGGUGUACAAUCAUCAGGGGUCAUGUUCUUAUUCUGGUUGAUGCUGUUGACAUCGGGAAUUCUCAUUUUCCAGUCCAAAGUGCGAACAGCUGCCGGAGAGGGCAUUGACGAAGUCUUUAGGUUUGUGAUAUUCUUUAUUGAGUUCCCGGUGAUCCUUAUACAGUUCAUCCUAACAUGGUUUGUGGACCGGAGAAAAAACGAAUUUGUACCAACUGCUGUAGUACAUGAUAAGCCAUGUCCGGAGGCAGACUCUUCCUUCAUAUCGAGGAUAAGUUUUUGGUGGUUUUCAGGUACUGUGGUUCAGGGGUAUAAGCACGCAUUAAAGAGAAGUGACCUAUUUGCCAUGAAUGAAGAGGAUAUGUGUAGCAGUGUGAUUCCCCAUUUUGACAAGUACUGGCACCAGGAGAUUGAGAAGGAGAAGAGUUCAAAACGAAACCCAGAAACUCCCAGCACUGACGGUAUUGAACUACAGACCCGACAACGGGAUGGAGAAACGUACACAGAAGUGAACGUUGUUGAUGGGAAACCACCCUACAAAGCCAAACUGCUCAUCUCCCUGAUCAAAGCAUUCUGGCCUAUGUUCCUCCUGUCCGCUCUCUACAAACUAAUUUUUGACAUUCUUCAGUUUGUCAGUCCACUCGUUCUCAAACAGCUCAUCAUGUUCACUCGAAACAAGUCGGAGUACCAAUGGCGUGGCUAUGUUUACGCUGUUAUGAUGUUUGUGGUGGCUGUUGUUCAGUCCUUCAUCCUCCACCAAUACUUUCACGGCUGUCAGCUGCUCGGCAUGAAACUAAGAACGGCAAUAAUUACUGUUGUCUACAGAAAGAUGUUGCUGUUGUCCAAUACUGCAAGGCGUAACUCCACGGUUGGGGAGAUCGUGAACCUGAUGUCCGUUGAUGCUCAGCGCUUUAUGGAACUGAUGACCUACUUCCACACCAUCUGGUCUGGCCCAUUCCAGAUAGUAGUGUCACUCUACUUCUUGUGGCAGACCCUUGGCCCGUCAGUCUUGGCUGGUACUGGAGUCAUGAUAGUCAUGAUUCCAGUUAAUGCUGUUAUUGCCAAAAAGUCAAGAGACCUUCAGAUGCAGCAAAUGAAGUUUAAAGAUUCUAGAAUUAAAUUGAUGAAUGAAGUUCUCAAUGGCAUAAAGGUAUCUUUGGUGACCUUUGCUGUAUAUGUUUUGGUGGAUUCCAACAACAUCCUAGAUGCAGAGAAAGCCUUUGUGUCUCUAUCUCUCUUCAACAUCCUACGCUUUCCUCUAUCCAUGCUUCCUCAAGUCAUCUCCAGUAUUGUACAGGUCAGUGUUUCUGUUAAGAGACUCCAGCACUUCCUGGACAAUGAACAACUGGACAUAUUCAGUAUAGACAGGGACACCUCUGCUAAACACUCCAUUACCAUAGAGAAAGGCACAUUUACCUGGGAAAAGGAAACAGAGACCCCCACCCUCAGGGAAAUUAACCUUGAAGUGCCUGAUGGAUCCCUGGUUGCUGUGGUUGGAUCCGUUGGCUCAGGGAAGUCCUCCAUCCUGUCAGCCAUUCUUGGGGAAAUGGAGAAACUCAAGGGCAAGGCCAAUGUCAAGGGUUCGAUAGCAUAUGUCGCCCAGCAGGCCUGGAUCCAGAAUGCAACACUGCAGGACAACAUCCUGUUUGGCAAGACUAAGUACCAGACAGAGUAUUCCAAUGUUUUGGAUGCAUGUGCCCUGAAGACUGAUCUGGAAAUACUGCCUGCUGGAGACGAGACUGAGAUAGGAGAAAAGGGAAUUAACUUGAGUGGAGGACAGAAGCAGCGAGUCAGUCUAGCACGGGCAGUGUACCAGGAUGCAGAUAUCUAUCUUCUGGAUGAUCCUCUUAGUGCAGUCGAUUCCCAUGUCGGCAAACAUAUCUUUGAUCAGGUGAUUGGACCAAGGGGUCUUCUUAAGGAGAAGACUCGGGUGUUGGUCACUCACGGUAUUGGCUUCCUGCCAAAAGUGGACCUGAUUGUAGUCCUUGUGAAUGGUCAGAUCUCUGAGGUUGGGUCAUUCCAGGAACUCAUCGGUCAUGCUGGUGCUUUUGCCGAGUUCCUUAAGAACUAUCUGACUGAGGAACUAGACAGUGAAGAUGUGGAUUUGGAUCUGGAGGAAAUUGAAGAACUAAAGAAUUUAAAGAUGGCUGAGGAAAUUGUAUCUCAGCUUGGUUCAAUCAUGGAGGAUGAUAAGACGGCAAAACUACAGAAGCAGGUGUCUGUGAUAUCUAGUCGACUAAGGACCAUGUCUGGAGGUUCCCAGGACUUAGACGGUGAUGUGCCUCGAGCGGUAACACCAGUAUCAUGGAAAGGCUCCCAGCCAAAGUUCCCUACAUCACCCGUAUUGAUGCGACAAAAAUCUGAGCAUCCUGUUUCCAAAGAGGAGAAAGAGGCUGAAAAUCUCAAACGUCAAGUACAGGAAAAGAAGAAAGAGGACAAACUAAUCCAGGCAGAGAGCGUAGAAACAGGAACGGUGAAGAUGACCGUGUUUCUGUCCUACCUGAAGUCUGUGGGACCAAUCCUCAGCUGCAUCAUCAUCUUGUUUUACAUAUUGUACAAUAUAGCCAGUGUCUACUCCAAUAUCUGGCUCAGCGAGUGGAGCAACGACGAGGCGGCCACCGUUAACGGCACGGUAGACACUGCUCAACGCGACUUGCGUCUUGGUGUAUAUGGUGCACUUGGCCUUGUACAAGGUACAGUCAUUGUGUUUGCUAGUCUCUGCCUGUACUUAGGUAAUGUCAUGGCUGGUCGCCACCUACAUGCAGGUAUGCUGAAAAAUAUUAUGGCCUCCCCAAUGGAGUUUUUUGAUACCACACCCCUAGGCAGGAUGGUUAAUCGAUUCAGCAAAGAUAUUGACGUCCUGGAUGUGACCAUACCGCGGACAUUUGAGGCUUGGUUGGCGUGUCUGCUACGUGUGCUGUCUGUACCUGUUGUCAUUGGUUACAGCACACCCCUGUUUCUUACUGUGCUCAUUCCCCUCGGAUUAUUAUAUUUUGUUAUACAGGAUUCUCUGUCUGUUGUUGAACAGGUCAGGAUCAGUGGUACUGGUAUCAUGGUAGUUAGUGGCAGUUUAGGGUUAUAUGUAGGCAGUGUCAUUUGUGGACGUACCUUCCAUGCCAGGAUACUGGGUAACAUAAUGGCAUCACCGAUGCAGUUCUUUGACACAACACCUCUGGGUCGCAUCAUGAAUCGCUUCAGCAAAGAUAUUGACACAAUGGACACCUUGAUCCCUCGUAUCUGUGAAAGCUGGCUCCACUGUCUACUGCGUGUGGUGGCCGUACCGGUCAUCAUUGCCUACAGCACUCCUCUUUUUCUCUCUGUUCUGCGUCCUCUAGGGAUUCUCUAUUUUGUUGUACAGAGGUUUUAUGUGGCGACAUCUCGUCAGCUGAAGCGACUUGAUUCUGUGAGUAGGUCACCAAUCUACUCUCACUUCGGGGAGACAGUGACCGGGGUGACGACAAUUCGUGCUUAUAAACAACAGGAACGCUUCAUCAGCGAGUCAGAGGGCAAAGUUGACGAAAACAACAUUUGUUACUUCCCUAGUAUCAUAGCUAACAGGUGGCUGGCUAUCCGUCUGGAGUUUGUGGCUAACUGUAUUGUAUUCUUUGCCGCCUUGUUUGCCGUCCUCGGACGUGAUGAACUGUCGGCCGGUCUGGUCGGCCUCUCCAUCACCUACGCCUUAAAUGUGACACAGACACUGAACUGGCUGGUGAGGAUGACCUGUGAACUGGAAACCAACAUUGUAGCUGUGGAGAGAGUGAAGGAGUACUCCGAGACCCCCACAGAGGCCGCAUGGGAAAUAGAGGACAAGAAACCUGACCCCAAGUGGCCAGAAACAGGCAAAGUGACCUUUGAAAAUUAUGGCACGAGGUACCGGGAAGGUCUGGAUCUUGUCCUUAAAGGCAUAACAUGUGAGGUACAACCCGGAGAAAAGGUGGGCAUUGUUGGAAGAACAGGAGCAGGGAAAUCAUCACUUACCUUAGCAUUAUUCCGUAUCAUAGAAAAGGCCCAAGGCAGUAUCAUUAUAGACGGUAUUGAUAUAGCCUCUCUGGGACUGCACGAUCUCCGAUCCAAGAUCACAAUUAUACCACAGGAGCCAGUGCUGUUUUCUGGCACCCUAAAGAUGAACCUUGAUCCGUUUGAGCAGUACAGUGAUGCAGAACUAUGGAGAGCACUAGAACAUGCCCAUCUUAAGAGCUUUGUAAAGGAACUUCCUACUGAAUUAAUGUACGAAUGUUCUGAAGGUGGUGAAAACCUUAGUGUGGGACAGAGACAGUUGGUAUGCCUGGCCCGCGCUUUACUGAGGAAGACCAAGAUCCUCGUCCUUGACGAAGCCACAGCAGCGGUGGACCUGGAGACGGACGACCUCAUCCAGAACACCAUCCGGACAGAGUUCCAUGACUGUACCAUCCUCACAAUCGCCCACAGGCUCAACACUAUCAUGGACUACGACAAGAUUAUGGUGCUAGAUGCUGGUGUUAUUCGUGAAUAUGAAAUUCCCCAUAUUUUAUUGCAAGAUAAGGAAACUAUAUUUUAUGGAAUGGCCAAAGAUGCUGGACUAGUGUUCUGAAGAUGAUCAUCUUUACCUGUGAUUUAGAGUAAUUUCAGGGAGUCUGAAGCUUACAGACAACCGUGACAACUGGCCUGUGUUGGUCACCCAGUUUACACGUCUUUCCAAGUACACGUGAAUUUAUAAUGAUGUACACAUGAUUCUUAUGCAUUCUAUGACAUGCACUCGUGAUUCAAUGACAUGUACACAUGAUUUUGUUACAUAGACACAGAAUUCUGUGACAUGUGCACAAUGUUCUGUUACAGGUGCACAUAUUUCUAUGACAUGUCAUGUGACAUGUACUCAUGAUUAUGUGACAUGCACACAUAUUUUUGCAUCUUGCCCCAAAAUCCAAUGUCCAAAUUAAUUCAGUGCUACACACACACACACACACACACACAUAUACAUACAAUGUAUAUAUAAUCAUAUGUGUGUGAUUGUGUGUGGCAUGUACACAUUGAUUGAUGAGAAAUAUGGUUAGUCUAUAAAUACAUUGAUUUACUCGUUAUGAAUUUUGCACACUUGUUUGGCAACAUGUGUAGGUUAAUGUCAUAAUUAGUUCAUUUCAUUUUAGUAAGUUCAUUCCAAUUGCACUUUCGCAUAUACAAGUUAUUUUAUUGAAAAUGUUAGGAUGUUUAGUUAAGUUUUUAAGUAUGGGUACUUUUAAUUCUUACUUGAUGGUAUGAGGAAAUGUGUUUCCUUCCCUCUAAAGGAAUAAUGUUUCAAAUACUGGUAUUACCAGGGUAUACAUGUUUGUAAAAAAGCUUGGUCAUGUUAUGUCUUGUAAGUCAACAUUUCCAGUAUUGUGCGUACUUUAUAUUUUUGAAUACAUUUCUUUCUUUAUUUGCCUUGUGUACAUAGUACAAUGAUACAUGUACCAGGUUACAUACGUGUUUGAGUCGGGCAACCGACCUCAGUGAUCAGUGGACAGACAAUGCCUUGAAACCUCUAACCUUUUAGAUAGUAUUUACAAAUAAUCUCUUUAAUUAAAUUUUAUUGGGUUUUUUUGGUGUAACUAUACACAUGGAUAGGCAGAGUACAGACUUUCCUGUUUCAUGCAUAUUCUCCUUUCAAAAUUUUAAGACAUACUCAUAUAUAACUGAUGAUUUUACUGGAGAGAUUUGGAAAUCGGGAUUUAAAUGUAUAUAUUAAACAACAAGAUGUUUAAGGAAACCAAGAAUUUAGAUUGGAUGAUCAUGAUUAUUUAUACAUUUUCAAUCGUAAAACUAAAAAAAAUGGUGAAUUGAAUGUAUUGGUUGUUAAGUAUCAUAAAAAACACCACAGCAUUCAAAAGUAAAGAUGACAUGUUGUCAAUUUCAUUCUUGUUUUAACAUAUGAUAUCUAUUUAAUCCUUGUUUUCCACCUCAAUCUUUCCUCUUUAUAUGAAAAUAUUUCACAAGUACAAGGGAAUAGGUUAGAUAACAAAUCUCAAACUGCCUGUACUGAUGUAAUUAAGAGCUAUGUUGUUGGUGUUUAGAAGUGACUCAGUGCUACAUGUGUAUCAUAAUUAUAGUGAUUGGCUGAGACACUGAUUGGCCGAUAUAGUGAAAUGCUUAGACACUGAUUGGCUGAGACACUGAUUGGACGAUACAGUGAUUGGCUGAGGUACUGAUUGGCCAAUACAGUGAUUGGCUGAGACACUGAUUGGCUGAUACACCGAGAAGCCCAAACAGCUGGUCUUCUGUGAGUCUGACUUGAUGCUAGUCUAAGAGUGGGGUUAAUAGUGUCUCAUUGAUCGUGAUGGAUAGGGUGUUUUGUUACCUGUAUCAUUGUUAAAUGUAAUAGAUUGGUCAUUAGAAUUGUUGUACUGUUAUUGUAUUUUCACAGUUAGUAUCUUGUGUAUAUAAAAUUGUUAUCUUUCUUCUUAUGUUAAUUACAUACCGAUUUCAAGUUAUGUUAAUGUCAUUGUAUUUGUAAUCAAUUGUUUUCCAAAAAUCUUCAGUUGUUUUGUUUUCUUAUGUCAGUCUUACAAUUUUUGUGCUUGGUAGUUCUUGAAAUCUUUUACUUUUAUUUUUUCUAUAUUUUUUCCUUAAUUUUAAAACAUUAAUUCAAUUUUCCCUCACAAGUAUCUAUAUUGUUAUUUUCGUUGUCAAACACAUCACAUUUUGUCUUGUUUAAGUUACUGCAUUAUUUUGUUUCAUGUUUUGCCCAUUCAUAUUUGACAAUACAGAGGGCUAGAACAGUACAAAUGUCUUAAUUUAUUAUAUUUUGAAAGUUACAUGUAUUUUUUAACCUACCAUUUUGCAUUUCUUACCUUUUAGAUACAUGGUCGACUAUUUCAGAACCACGGUUCCAGAAGUUGAGACUGUAUCAAAGUGCAUUACUCCGACGAUAAUACCGAGGUUAGACUUAACUAUGACAGCCAGUUUAUAAAUUACCUGACCUUUUUAGAUAUUCAUUUUGAGUGUUUUUCAAAGAUUGUCGAACGUUUUAAAUAUAAUUUUAUAUGACUUCUAUAGGUUGUAGUUGUGUUUUACAGUUGAGGGAUAAGAGUGUCAGGCUUUGGGUAGCUGUGUAGUUUUUAUCAUAAGGUGCUGUGUAUUGUCAUGACUUUGGUUUUGUAGUUAACAGUAUAUCAGGGGACAUGCUAGUGAUUUUAAGGCAAAAGAAUUUGUCAAAUUUUAUUUUUGUAACAAUUUCCUACCAGAUUAAAGGUCACCAUAUGAUGAACAGUUUUUCUUCAGCAAAUCUUACUUUUAUACUGUUUCUCCUCUGGGUAUAAUUUGUAUACCGUAUCUUGUGUUGGUAUAAUUUUUAUACUGUACUUCAUGAUGGUAAUUUUUAUACCGUAUAUCCUGUUGGUAAACUUUCACUUUGUAUCUUGUGUUGGUAGUUUCAAUUGUGUUUUAAUUACAUGACUAUUUCUCCAAUGACACACAUGUAAUAUCAGUUAGCGCCUCUCAAAAAUGGAAAUGUCUAGACUCACUUCUUAUUAAAUCCCAUUUGAAAUGAAUACUCUUUUAUUAUCCUCAUUGCCACCCAUGUUUAUUCAACAGCUGGAUGUCGUUAGCUCUUGGUAUCUUAUUGGGUUUUUUAAAGUUAAUUUUGAAAUUUUUUGUGAAAACCAUUUUUGUUUUGAUCUUUUUGCUUUAAUUUUGAAGCUGUGAACAAAGUUUUAUAAAGAAAUGUUUUAUUAACAGGCCAUCGGAAAGAGAGUUGAAAAGAGCAUUGUCUAUUACUUUAUUAACAGGCCAUCGGAAAGAGAUUUGAAAAGAGCAUUGUCUAUUUUGAAUCAGAAAAAAAUAGGCAAGAAUGGAAAGAAGCUAGAUUAUGGUUAACAUAUAUGUGGUAUUAGGUCUUUAUCCUUAGAUUAAAUUGUAAGGAAUCAUACAUAGGAAUCUCUAGCAUAACUUGAUCAAACAUUGAUUUGUGUAUAACGUAUUUCCCCAAUCAAAAUCAGUGCCUCAUCAAUUUCCAUUACUGUACACAACAUACUGACGUCCUCCAGAUAAUGCGUUUCCCCACGUUAUACAGUAAUGGAGUGCCUAUUUGGAGUGUCUCUAGAGCUAUCUAACAGAUAUCUUAGCUAAAAUAAAAGAAUUCUUUAGAUUCUUAGUCAUUAAUCAGAAGAUAUGUCGACCACUCGUUUUGAGGCCUGGAACGAUGGAGCUAUGUAUGACAGAACGAUUGCUUAACAUCUAACCUAUCCAAUCGUAGCUAUAUACUAUGGGAAGUAACUAUACUAUGGGAAGUAACUAUACUAUGGGAAGUAACAAGUUUUAAAUGUUGUUUCUGUGCAAUAUUUUAUGAAUACAUGUAAUAAGCCACAUUCUAAUUCUGCUUUUGUGAUUUACAUUUAACAUAGGGACUUGUAACACUGUCCUUACUUGGCUUCUUCUAAUUAUGUAUACAUGCAUAAACACAGGGGCAUGUAGCAAUUUAACACCCUGAUUGGCCAUUCAUAGCUGUAAAAUAUAUCGCUAGCCUAAUUUGGGGGAAUCUGGUUCCAAAUUCUUCACCUAAGGUUAGAAUAUACUUGCAUAAGUACUACCUGUGUUUCUUCUCCCUCUUAUCUGUUAGAUUUGUAAAAGAUGAUAUUGACAAUGUUAUAAUAACCCUUUUAGUAUUAAACUAAUCCUUAUUACAUCAAAUUUAAAGAGAAACCUUUAUAAGACCUAUGGCAAACAUGUGCAUUAAUUCUUUCUUCUUAAUUUGGUGUCAGAUUUCAAUGACAGGAUCACCAUUGUCAAACCAUAAAAUCAGUUUGACUGUUUUGGAUUUACUUCUAUUUGUUCAAAUUAAAAUAUUUCAUAUUUGUUGCCAUUUCUUACCCUCAAAUGGGGACUACAGUUCAAGGUCGAUCAGUGCUUUUGUAUUUUGAAAUUUUUAGAUUUCAGAUCUCUUUGGUCAGAAAUCUAAAAUUUCAAUAUGAAAAAAUAAGAGAUGAUCAGACCUUGAACUAUGGUCUCAGCAGCUAUAUAAGGAGCUGACACCAUCAGAGAUUUAUAUAGUACACUCUUUAUGUUUUAACACACAAGCAUUCAUCAAUAUGAGGUUUUUAUGCAGAUUUUCUUUUUAUGAAAGGGCAUCUGAAAAUGCAUGUAAUUUUGAUUAGAAACAAUAAUACAUAAUUUAGGCUAAUGUGAUUUUGAUAUGCAAAUGCAAAAAUUCUGUGGUGUUUUUUUUUGAUUUCGUUAAUUUUGCGCUCUAAUCGUGAUUAAUGCCUAAUUACAGAAUGAAAUACCAAAGCAGUAUUUGAGGUCUGAUGCCACUUGUGCUUUGUGUUGGAAGGUGGCCAUGGUGUGAUUAGAAAUGUAGCCACUAAUUUGUUGAUAAGCAUCAUGUUUGUAUGUCUAUAAUCCUUAAAACAUUAAAUUAUAUAAAAAAUAA
Mizuhopecten yessoensis (Yesso scallop) is the source of this 10075-nucleotide messenger RNA. RefSeq names its product multidrug resistance-associated protein 1-like. The record is from RefSeq and is a predicted model, not a curated record. Gene Ontology annotation, biological process: transmembrane transport. NCBI's taxonomy places the organism in Eukaryota, Metazoa, Mollusca, Bivalvia, Pectinida, Pectinidae. The transcript has 34 exons. Gene Ontology annotation, cellular component: membrane. Bases 284 to 5266 code for a protein of 1660 amino acids. Gene Ontology annotation, molecular function: ATP binding; ATP hydrolysis activity; ABC-type transporter activity.